Peronospora farinosa is the source of this 432-nucleotide messenger RNA. The record is from the annotation of a GenBank genome assembly. NCBI's taxonomy places the organism in Eukaryota, Oomycota, Peronosporomycetes, Peronosporales, Peronosporaceae.
AUGUGGGUGUUUAAGUGCAAGCCUGGUCGCGAGCAGCAUCUUGUGGUGGCACUCAUGAACAAGUUUGUUGAGUUUGCACGCCUUGGUGGACCUUUGAUGGUCAAAUCUGUGGUGGCCUCCAACUCAAAGGGCUUCAUCUAUGUGGAGGCGGAGCGCAAGCCGCACGCGAGAGAUUGUCUGAAUGGUUUGCGUGAUGUACAGCAAUGGUUGAUGAAGCUGGUGCCUAUCCAUGAAAUGACGUCGAUUUUGGAUGUUCAAACGCGGAGAAAGCUGCUAGUCGCUAGCAUUUGGGCGCGGAUGAAGCGCGCGGGAUUGCACAAGGGUGAUCUGUGCAACGUUAUUGAGAUCCUUGACAAUGGGGCGUGUGGUGUGGUGAAAUCGAUUCCGCGGCUGGAUUUAGUUGUUUUGUCUGGAGGGGAAGAACUCAAAUAG